Molecule: messenger RNA, 558 nt
Organism: Lathyrus oleraceus (garden pea)
Lineage: Eukaryota; Viridiplantae; Streptophyta; Magnoliopsida; Fabales; Fabaceae
Product: sugar transporter ERD6-like 6
Exons: 8
Coding region: 1-558 (185 amino acids)
Biological process (GO): transmembrane transport
Cellular component (GO): plant-type vacuole; membrane
Molecular function (GO): transmembrane transporter activity
Source: RefSeq, a predicted model, not a curated record
AUGAAGUCGAGGCUUCGAGGUGGAACAACAACAUCUGAUUUCUUUUUAGUGGCCAGCUCAUAUCAGUGUGAGAUUAAGGUUCUUGCUACGAUUUUAACUUUGUGGUUAGCAGACAAAUCUGGUCGCCGGCUUUUACUUAUUGUUUCUUCAUCUGCAAUGGCUUUGAGUCUUUUGGUUGUUUCAAUAUCAUUCUACUUGAAGGAAUAUAUAUCACCAGAUUCUGAUUUAUAUGCGACAUUGAGCCUCGUAUCGGUGGGUGGAGUUGUGGUCAUGGUUAUUGCAUUCUCUCUGGGAUUAGGAGCAAUGCCAUGGAUUAUAAUGUCUGAGAUUCUUCCGAUUAACAUCAAAGGCCUAGCUGGAAGUUUUGCAACACUUGCCAAUUGGUUCUUUUUCUGGUUGAUUACAUUAACAGCAAAUUUGCUCUUGGAUUGGAGUCCGGGAGGAACCUUCACAAUAUAUACUGCAGUGUGUGUUUUCACAGCAGGAUUUGUUGCCAUUUGGGUCCCCGAGACAAAGGGAAAAACUCUUGAAGAAAUACAACAAUGGUUUGAUAUUUAG